Malus domestica (apple) is the source of this 3246-nucleotide messenger RNA. Lineage: Eukaryota; Viridiplantae; Streptophyta; Magnoliopsida; Rosales; Rosaceae. The record is from RefSeq and is a predicted model, not a curated record.
GGGUUAUAAGAUUCUAAUUACUUCCCGGCAGAAGUUGUUACCUCUCUGAGCUUCCUCCAUUUCCAGUUAAGCUUUCAUGGCUCUUCUUUCUUCCAUCCUUAAACCCCACUGCUCAAGCUCAAUCAAAGGCUCCUCUUUAACCCUCUCUUUUCUCAUAUUCCCCAACAUAUCCUCCUCCUUCUCCACUCUCUGCAGAGCCCACCCCACCACACCGCCCCCACAACCCUCUCCGCCGCCGCCAGUCCCCAAGAAAGUCCCUUUCGCUGUCUCAGCUCAUGGAAAAACGUGGCAGGACCCCUACCGCUGGAUGUCCAACACCGACGACCCUGAUCUCGCCGAUCAUCUCAACAAAGAAAACUCAUAUGCUGAGGCUUUCAUGGCCGACACUCAAAAUCUGCAGCGCACUCUCUUCUCCGAAAUGAAAAGCCGAAUGCCCGCCAAGAUUUCCACUCCUCCUGAGCGUUGGGGACCCUGGUUGUAUUACCAAUACAUUCCAGAGGGGAUGGAAUACCCGGUUCUUUGUAGACGAUUAGGAACUGAAAAAGGUGAUUGGGUUAAGAACUUUCUCCGAUACGCAAGAGGAGGAUUUGGAUUGGAGGAGAUUUUGCUCGACUGGAAUGAAAUUGCAAGGCGAUAUGGUUAUGUGCAUGUUGGCACAUGUCGAAUUUCACCAGAUCACCAUUUUCUAGCGUACACAGUAGACACUAAGGGUGAUGAACAGUUCAGGCUUCAAAUUAAGGACCUAAGAAGUGGAUGUGUUAUCCCCAAAGUACGAGUGGAUGGUGUUGUUAGCUUGGCAUGGGCUCAAGAUGGGAGUACUCUGUUCUAUACGCUAUCAGACGAGAACCAACGACCUUACAGAGUAUGCUGCUCAAAACUAGGAUCUGAUGAUAUUGAAAAUAUCACUGUAUUUACAGAAAGCAAUUCCAGCUUCUGUGUGGACAUAACAAGCACAAAGGAUGGCAAGUUUAUAACUGUCAAUUCAAACUCAAGGACUUCUUCUGAGGUUUAUUUGAUAGAUGCUGCCAACCCAUUAGAUGGUUUGCAGAGAAUUUGGAAGCGUGUCUCUGGUGUACAGUAUUUUCUUGAACAUCACCAUGGAUUAUUUUAUGUUCUUACAAAUGCUCCUUUGAGUGAAAAUAAGGUGUGGUCUGGUGAAGGUUAUUACCUAGCUAGCUGCCGGGGUGAAGAUCUACCAACAUCUAAUUGGCAGAAUAUAAUCCUUCCAAAUGAAGAUUUAAGCAUACAAGAUAUGGACAUGUUUGACGGACAUCUGGUCCUUUCUCUCAGCAAGAAGGGUUUUUCUGUGUUGUGUUCCAUUAAUUUGCCUGUCCUUGUUGAUUGGAAGCACCAAUUGGAGAUUGAAGAUCUUGAUCCAUGGUUUUUCGCUAUGCCCUCAAACUUAUGUAAUGUUGUUCCAGGUUCAAACCAUGAUUUCCAUAACUCAGUAUACCGUGCAGUGCUUUCAUCUCCAGUGAUGCCUGAUGUAGUUGUUGACUACGACAUGUCGAGCAGGAGAUUCUCAAUUGUGCAACAAGAGGAAGUGAGGGAUUUUUAUGAUAGAACAUUCCCACCAACUAAUCAGCUCGAUUUGAAUAAAAAUUUUGGCUCACAAUAUCAGGAGGAUGUCCAGAUAAGUGAAUCACAGAGAUGGAAGGAGUAUUCUGAUGAAUACUGCUGUGUGAGGAAGGAGGUUAUCUCCCAUGAUGGUGUUAGAGUUCCGUUGACCAUAUUGUACUCUCAUACAGCCUGGGAUAAGGGUCAGUCGCCUGGCCUUCUGAAAGGCUAUGGAGCAUAUGGGGAGGUUUUAGAUAAAAGCUGGUGUGCAGAGCACCUGUGUUUACUUGAUCGGGGAUGGGUCGUGGCAUUUGCUGAUGUGAGGGGUGGUGGUGGUGCAGAUUCUUCGUGGCAUAAAUCUGGCACUAGGUUUAAUAAAUUGAAUUCAAUAUAUGAUUUUGUAUCAUGUGGAAACUACUUGAUUGAAGAGGGAUACGUACAUAAAGAUCGGCUUGGUGCUAUUGGACAUAGUGCUGGAGGCCUUCUUGUUGGAGCAACUAUCAAUAUGUACCCAGAUCUCUUUCGAGCUUCUAUUUUGAAGGUUCCAUUCCUUGAUAUAUGCAACACUUUAAUGGAUCCUAGUUUGCCUCUCACCAUUCUGGAUUAUGAAGAAUUCGGCAAUCCUCAGAUACAGUCUGAAUUUGAGCUUAUCUUCACUUAUUCACCAUAUGAUAACAUUUCUCAAGGCAGUUGCUACCCUUCAAUGCUUGUUACAGCGUCCCUUCAUGACUCAAGGGUUGGGUUUUGGGAAGCCGCCAAGUGGGUGGCCAAAGUUCGAGAGAGUACAUGUUCUUGUUGUUCACGUUCAGUCAUUCUGAAGACAAAUAUGGCUGGAGGACAUUUUGGCGAAGGGGGACGGUAUGCUCUAUGUGAGGAAGCUGCUUAUGAUUAUGCAUUUCUAUUCAAAGCUAUGGGGUUGCUGAAGAUCGAAAAAUAAGAUAUGCGGUGCAAUGGGCAGUGGUCUCAGAGGAAGUCAAAGGGACUGGCUGGAUUCCCUGGUGAAGAGUGUGAACGUUUUCUUCCUGCAAUUCUAUCGCGCGCUCUAUGUGAUUGAGCUCUCGAGGGGAUGGAAUUUACUAGGCAGGCAGUAUUUUGCUGAGGGUUUGAGUUAGUUCAAGACUCACUAACAUCUGCAGACAAUGAGAGCAUUUCUGAUCAAGUACUGUAACUUCAGGGAAUUUUCGUGCAAUCCUCCUCGUAUCUCUCCUCCAUUUUCGCCUCUUUGCAAUAUUGACCCAUUGGCUUCUUGUCUGCGGUAAAGGGACUGAUCGAAAGUUUUCGUUAAAGAUAGAGUGAUAAGCUUAUCUCAGUUAAGGUAUUCACCAUUUUCUUGGUGACCGGAGCAUACCAUGUCUUUAAAGGAGAUUAACGUUGAACCUAGUUUCCAAAUCCAAGGAGUCGAGAACUGUUACAUGAAAGAUAAUUUGGCUUACAGUAACAAAAACGGUGAAUAUUUACUGAAGUUCUUGAUGGAUGGUCAUACACCUUCCAAUUUUCUUCAGGUUGAAAUUAUUUGACGAUAGGGACCUAUUACGAGUUGUGUUAUCUCUCUCUCAAAUGUCAUAUGACACGUUUUACUUGUUUUGUACCAUAUCCAUGUAAAGUACAGUAAGCUGGAAAGGUGGCGAUAAUCCAAAUAUUCAAGGCUGAAAUAAGGUGCCCUUAAUUUGCUCAAAAUAUUUAGAUUCA